Molecule: messenger RNA, 1289 nt
Organism: Propithecus coquereli (Coquerel's sifaka)
Lineage: Eukaryota; Metazoa; Chordata; Mammalia; Primates; Indriidae
Gene: DAPP1
Product: dual adaptor of phosphotyrosine and 3-phosphoinositides
Exons: 8
Coding region: 31-825 (264 amino acids)
Source: RefSeq, a predicted model, not a curated record
CCUCUCUCUCUGCCUCUGCCAAGGGCACGGAUGGGCAAAGCAGAACUUCCAGAAGGGAAGAUGAGCACCCGGGAUCCCUCAGAUCUGUGGAGCAGAUCCCACGGAGACGCCCAGCUGCUCCAGGACUUGGGGUGGUACCACGGCAGCCUCACGCGCCACGCGGCCGAGGCCCUCCUCCUCUCCAAUGGAUGUGACGGCAGCUACCUUCUGAGGGACAGCAACGACGCCACCAGGCUGUACUCUCUCUCCGUGAGAGCCAAAGACUCUGUGAAACACUUCCAUGUUGAAUAUACUGGAUAUUCAUUUAAAUUUGGCUUCAAUGAAUUCGCAUCUUUGAAGGAUUUCGUAAAGCAUUUUGCAAAUCAGCCUUUGAUUGGAAGUGAGACAGGCACUCUGAUUGUUCUGAAACAUCCGUAUCCAAGAGAAGUGGAAGAACCUUCCAUUUAUGAGUCCGUCCGGGUCCACACAGCAAUGCAGACAGGAAGAACAGAAAACGACCUCGUGCCCACCGCGCCUUCUACCUGGAAAACAAGAUGGUUCACUUUGCACAGAAAUGAACUGAAAUACUUCAAAGACCAGAUGUCUCCAGAACCAAUUCGGAUCCUAGACCUAACAGAAUGUUCAGCUGUACAAUUUGAUUAUUCACAGGAAAGGGUAAACUGUUUUUGCUUAGUCUUUCCAUUCAGGACAUUUUAUCUCUGUGCAAAGACAGGAGUAGAAGCUGAUGAAUGGAUCAAGAUACUACGCUGGAAACUGUCACAAAUAAGAAAACAGCUCAACCAAAGGGAAGGCACAAUCCGAUCUCAGUCAUUCAUCUUUAAAUAGAUCUUUGUCAGCGAGCACCGCCCUGGCCCAGGACAUGGUGGAACACGCCCCGAUGCUGCGAUCCAUAGCAGGCUUCAGACCAAAGCUGACUAAGGAUUUUUCCCUAAAAACAAAUCAAAAGCAGGUACUGUUUGGGAUCCACGUGCCACGUUUGCUGACUCACGGGAAACUGCUGUCCUUCCAAGAUGUCGCCGUCUCCUUGAGAAAACUGAAGCAGUCGUCGUUCUGAUAGAAACUGAUCACACCCACUCUCAGAACACACAGUGUAAGACGAAGGGUUUGUGUUUUCACUCACUGUGGUCCCCAAGCCUGUCGACAUCAGGGGACCCACAGUUGACAGGAGUCUCGCUCUGAGUCAUGGUCAGCCCCUGUGACACCCAGGUUGUGCUAUUAACCAGGAAGGAAACCGUUGUAUACUUAGAGGCCUAGACUACUUCUUCAGAAAUUAUAUUGAGAUAGCAAAC